This is a messenger RNA of Varroa destructor (honeybee mite), 5127 nucleotides long. RefSeq names its product LIM/homeobox protein Lhx9-like. Gene Ontology annotation, molecular function: RNA polymerase II transcription regulatory region sequence-specific DNA binding; DNA-binding transcription factor activity, RNA polymerase II-specific. The record is from RefSeq and is a predicted model, not a curated record. NCBI's taxonomy places the organism in Eukaryota, Metazoa, Arthropoda, Arachnida, Mesostigmata, Varroidae. Gene Ontology annotation, biological process: regulation of transcription by RNA polymerase II; neuron differentiation. Gene Ontology annotation, cellular component: nucleus.
CUGUGUAUUGGCAUCAGUCAGUGCCGUGGAUCUGUGUGUCUUUCUCUUUGUCCGUCUAUCUAUUCGUGCGUGUGCAUCAAUGCGUAUAGCUGCUCGAUGUUGAGGCAACACUAUUGCAACUGUGUGUCCUUUGUAGCUGCUGGACUAAGCAGGACAGGGCGGCAGCGGCCGUUCGACGCUGGCUGGCUGGCUGACGUGCGUGUCUGCCGAUCUGACUGACCGAAUGACAGGCCGGCCGGCCGGCUGGCUGGCUAUUUGUUUCACUCAGUGACGAUACUGCUUCUCGCCUGUGUUGCUCGUCGCGAUGUGCCUGUCUGUCUGUGCUGCGUAUGUAAAUAACAAGUUGCCACCUAGGUUAGUUGUUGUCGUCGGCGACGUGAAAGUUACCGCCAUCGAAGCUGACAGCGUCUAAAAGCGAUCGUCCUGGCAAUUGCUAGCCGAUGUUGAAGUGAUGUGUACAACGACAGAGCAUGUGCGAAUAAUAUGUCAACAUUUUGUGAGAAUGAAUUUAAACGUAUUAAGCAGUAGUCGCGAGCAGAGUAACGUCGAGCAGGUAAACCAACGAGCAGCGACGAAUAGUAAACCAGAGAGGGAGCUGUAUUGUGAGUGUUCUUGCCUGGCAUUGCUCUAGUUGAAAAUUUUACGUUUCUCAAGUACGAAAACUUCGUCUACGAGGCUCACUUAUACGAAGAUAUUGAAGCUCGUACAAUCUGUGCAAGCGUGUAACGUCGGCUGCCAUCAACCGCCAAUGGCAUCUGUGAGAAAACCUAAUAUGUUAAUGUAGAUACGUCCAGUCAAUCUGUAGGUGUGGAUAGAAAGAUAUUGGAUCAUCGUGUGAUCGAUCACUGCUCGCGAGUGCGUUGGAAGACACGUCGACGGUUAUCGAACUGCGACUUAAUGAAAUCGUCACUGUGACACAAAACUCUACUCGUGUGGCGUGUGAACGAGGACCUGUGUCCUACUGGCCGGAACCGUUGUUCGCCGGACUAGACAAUCUGGCCGGUAGGACUAACAAGCGCGACAAAGAUCGUGAAAAAAUUUUGCCGUUCGUCAAGAUGCCUAUUAUGGAAACGUCCUCUAGCGAGAUGUCGGGAUCUUCAUCGCCCGGCGUCGGGGGACCCGCUAACAAACAGUGCUAUGGCUGUGGAUCGCAUAUUCACGAUCGUUUUUAUCUGCUUGCAGCAGAACGUCAAUGGCACACGAGCUGCCUGCGUUGCAGCCAUUGUAAGAUACAUCUGGAUAACGAGUUGAGCUGUUUCGCGCGUUCAGGAGCAAUCUAUUGCAAGGAGGACUACUAUAGAUUGUUUAGCGGGAAACAGUGUGCGAGGUGUUGUCAAGGGAUCUUCGCUUCGGAGUUCGUGAUGAGGGCCCGAGAGCUAGUUUAUCACAUGCAUUGUUUCACCUGUGCAUGGUGUAACAUUGCGCUCACACAGGGCGACUAUUUUGGUAUUCGGGACAAUCUGGUUUAUUGUCGAGCACACUUUGAUUCUCUAUGUAGUGAAGGCGAGCUCUCCUCAAUGUCACUCUCAUUAGGCCCUGGCGGUGAACUGGAAGACAUAACAGACGGAGGAGGACCGCUCUCACCAGCAGUCAGCCUACCCUGUUCAUACUCACCGGCUCUAUCACCAGGACCAGGGGCAUUGCAGACCGCUCAAGUUCCUGCCCCUAAGAAGGGUAGACCCCGCAAGCGGAAACCCGAUUCUGAGCUCGACGGAUGUGGAAACAACAACAAUAACAGCAACAGUAACAACAAUGCUCCCAACAACAACAGUGGCAGCAAUCCAACGCAGCCCCCGUGCAUACAAACUCCACUUGAAUGUCAGCUCUCUCCAAGUAGCACGCUCUCUCCGCUCACCUCAUUGGCUGACCACAAGAUAGCGGGAUUGGGCAACUGCGUUGUUGGCGGAGGAAGCCAACGUACGAAGCGCAUGCGCACCUCGUUCAAACAUCACCAGCUGCGAACGAUGAAAAGCUACUUUUCCAUCAAUCAGAACCCCGACGCCAAGGACCUCAAACAGCUGGCGCAAAAGACUGGCCUCUCCAAGAGGGUCUUGCAGGUGUGGUUCCAGAACGCUCGCGCAAAAUGGCGACGCAACAACCUUCGAAAUCACGACCCAUCGGCCCCGUUGGUGACUCAGCCACCGACUACUUUGCCACAGUCCCCGGGUGAGAUCAGCUCAUUCUCCGAAGCUUCGCCCCUAUCAACCUCAAACCCUCUUGACUUCGCCGGCCCGCCACAGCAAGCGCCACAGGGAAUGGUGGCCACUGUAGAGACUACCUUUCAGGAACUCUUUUAAACUGCGCGGUUUCGAGUACGGCGAUCUCGACUAUAAAUGACUGAAUGAUACGCCCGAGCAGAUCAUCUAAUACGUCCUUGGUAGCCAUGUAAAUUAUCUUGAAUCAACUUACGCCGACCGUGUUGCAACAGGAAUACCUAUAACAGACUAGUCCGAUUCGGACGCACACGACACAACACGGAAUUACACUAUACUCCUAUUGUAAACGUAGAAACGACGAGUUAUUGUCGAUAAAGUUGGAUUUAUGAGGGCCUACCGACAAAGGUAUUCCAAUCUUGUCUACACGUUUCAGUAGAAAAACAAUUAAUGAGGCGGUACUCUUCAUUGACUGCUAGGCACCAGCUACGUAAAUUAAUAUAAUUUAACCCAUACAGACGCUGAAGGGUGAAUUGAACGAAAUCAAAUGUCGAGUCACGGUUGAAGUGAACUUACAUUGGAGAGUUUUAUCAAAGAAAUCGUUACGCAUGUUUGCGUAGAAUUGGGAUUGUCAACGAUAGAUAUAAACGAUAGAUAAUAAAACGCUAGAAAUUUUCGCCCGCAUAUAGGGCAAGUCUAUAGUCAAUGAUGACAAUGAUAAAGCACAGUUUCUGUUAUUCAAUAUAUAUAUCUAUAACAGCCUUCCGUGUUAAGGGAACGGUGCUGUCUGAGCAUUCACACUUCCACGUCUUCCAUUACCCUAUUUCUAGAGGAAGUCUCUAAUAAUUGGAAAGCUUCUAUAUGUCGAAUUGAACUAAUGAUUAGUUAAGUUGAAAUUAUCAUGUUAAGUAAACGUCGUAGUAAUCAUAGGAAAGCCGGUGACAAGUACAGCAGAGAGAAACGAUCUUCGUUAAUCAGUAGUAUCGCCAGUGCCGGGCAUCAACGUAGACGACUGAAUAGGCCUAGAAUGUGUGAACGCUUCGACGCGUAUUGUAUACAGGUAUAAAUAAUAUACAUAGGGUAGGAAAUGCAACUCAACGAUCAUUACUAACACAGUGUUUUUGUGGGACUAAGGCCAACUCGAACAGAUGGACGAUAAGAAAUCCACUGUGUGAAAAGGGUGUUACCAAGAAUCUAACACGCGUUGCCGGUCAAAGUCUGUAUACAUACAAACGGCCGAAAGACCUUGUGGUAAGGUAUUCGAAUUCGUAACAAGCCUUUCAUGACGCAACAAAUAUAAGAACUUUGUGAUCAACUGAAGGGCGACUAAGAUUUGGGAACGACUUCAUUUGGAAAUAUGUAUAUUUCAUCUCAGAUAUGUUAAGGAAAACCUCCUUCGAGCGAUCCAUGAAGCGAGAAUGAAGCUCCUACAUAAACUAAAAUUUCGGGCUCAAAACUGUACAUAUGAAACUGUUGACGUAGGCCAAAAGGUUGAACAUGAUAUUUAAUAGAAGCCCGCUGUUUUAAGUUAACGGAAACAGGACCACAUGUGUUGUUUCAAGUUCUGUUCGAAACUGUCAGUGCUGAAACGUAAAUUACUCAGUCUCAAUGUUGUUUUUUUACUAUAAGUAUAUCAUCAUUGUUCGAAAAAAAACACGCUUUAGGAAAACCAAUAAAUAUUCAUUAUAUACUUCCUCACAAAGCAAAAAUCACAUCAACAUCGUGGAUAUCCGAUUAUAACCUGACCUUUUUCUCCCAUCAUCUUGCAUUUAUUUAUUACAAUAGUUAGUUAUACCCAAUUACAGACAGACAUACGUACGCACGCGCUGAAAGAUAUGUGAAUAUAGGAUUCCUAUUUAAGUCUGUAUAUAAUACUAAUGCUAUUAAAUCUUUAUUAUAGGCAUAGCGACAUUGUCGACCUAACAAAUAGCAAAUUGCUUAAGUUUCGUACUAAAAAAAGUUCUUUUUGCUUCUCGCCAUCGAUACACUGGCUACAGUAACAGUAACCCGGACGUUCAUUAUCAUUAACUUGUCCUAAGUUUUGUCUUUGCUAUGAUUAUUCCGCAGCCAUGGUCUACAAAGGUGAAAAACGGAUACGCACUUCACUAGAUAUAUUAUUUUUCUCUAAUAAUAUAAUUAUUAAUGAAAGAUCCACAGUUUAUCUAUCAAGCCAAUCUAAAUCAACGUUAACAUUUCAGGCACUAAAUUCGCUUACGGAAUUCUUACAUCAAUAUAAAAUAAAUCCUAAUGAGUUUUUAACAUACAUAUAGAAAACAUAAUGAUGAAGCGAAGAGUACUUUAUCUAGAUACGAAAUAACAGGGUGCGAGCUUCAUAAAUAUCUUUACUGAUGAUGCCGAAACCGGCUGAGCUCAUUCACUGUGUAAAUAUAUUUAGAAAAAUAUUUUAGAACACUCGACAGUUAUCAAACAAAAUCAUGUGCUGUCUAAUACAGAUGAUCCUUAAAUAUACAAAAUGGGAUACAGAAAAUAGAGAGGAAAAAGUAAUCAGGGAUAAUAUUAUUCAAAUCGACGUUCCUGUAUUACCUGAUGAACACAAACAACAAGACGUUCAAAUUCAAAAGAUCGUUUACACUGAUGGGAACUGACCGAGAUUCAAUGGUGCAAUACUUUCCAAAACUAGAACAACUUCAAUAAGGCUACGGUGGGAUAGAGACAAAAAAAUGACUUCAUGCGAUUAAAUGAACGUGUCAAGGAAAACUGAAAGACUGACGAAGUUGAAGCAGUGAACGUGACUGAGUGAGACGGAGCGCACGUAUGAAGAUUCGAGCGAGCGAACCAGCGACCAGACAAAAGGAUAAAAUAGAGUAAUAACUGAAAUGGCGGCGACAGGGGAAGAGACGAGCGCGAUUUCACUAUAAUAAAUCAUUGAAAUGAAACCGCAUGAAUUCUACUACACUUGCCAUCAUCAGCAUCGCCAUCGCCAUCAAGUCCGUCACGUCUAAUAGUUGUAGUC